This is a messenger RNA of Bactrocera latifrons, 632 nucleotides long. RefSeq lists its product as uncharacterized. The record is from RefSeq and is a predicted model, not a curated record. NCBI's taxonomy places the organism in Eukaryota, Metazoa, Arthropoda, Insecta, Diptera, Tephritidae. The coding region runs from base 238 to 573 and encodes 111 amino acids. The transcript is spliced from 2 exons.
UGCAGUUAUAAAUGAAAAUAUAAACAGGAAAGCUGAAUAUAUCUAUAUAGAAAGAAGAUAAUGCUAUAACGUUUUAAAAUGUUUAAAGUACAAUCGACAUAAAAGAAAAAACUUUUCAACAUAAUAUUCUUAGAAUAAUCACUUUGCGUUUGUUGGGUUAUGCAUCAAUGUGUUUGAUAACAUCAGCUGAUUUCGAACGGGUCCAUUAAAUUUAUUUGUCGAUUUCCAAUUUGAGUAAUGGCACUCUUUGAGUUGAAAUGGCUGCGGCGUUGGGUACGAAGGCAUACAAAUCCCAUAACGGAGGAUAGUGCACUAUUGUGGAAAAGACGUCUAAGUAUCGGUUAUGCGCUACUCGCAUGGAAUGCUUUUGGAUUUGUCUGCUACAUGGUCUAUACCGGACGAAAUGAUUGGGCAAAGUAUUAUGGUUAUAAGAGUGAAGAGGAAGCUAAAUUAACACCCGCUCAGCAAUACGCUACACAAUUGAACGUUAAUAAAGGAAAAAUUAUACGUUUCUCUGGAUUUAACCGUGUCGGCGAGAAAGAAUUCGAUAAUACAAGUGAAAAAGUUGAAUAAUUAAAUUUUUUAAUGAAAAUCGUAAAGUUAUCAUGAAAUAAAAAUAACUUAAAAAACCA